This is a messenger RNA of Indicator indicator, 1969 nucleotides long. It is a transcript of the gene HVCN1, whose product is annotated as hydrogen voltage gated channel 1. Lineage: Eukaryota; Metazoa; Chordata; Aves; Piciformes; Indicatoridae. Gene Ontology annotation, cellular component: plasma membrane. Gene Ontology annotation, biological process: proton transmembrane transport. The coding region runs from base 90 to 809 and encodes 239 amino acids. The record is from RefSeq and is a predicted model, not a curated record. The transcript has 6 exons. Gene Ontology annotation, molecular function: voltage-gated proton channel activity.
GCAAGGCAGAACGGGGCCUGGGGAGCGGCCACGGUGCUCCUGGGACUUGGCUCAACACUGGCAGGCUGAUGCCAGCUUGAUCCAGAGCCAUGUCCAGGUACUUGAAGCACUUCACGGUGGUGGGCGAUGAUCCUGUGCAGUGGAGCAACGACUAUCAGAAAUGGGAGGAGGAGGAGGAGGCUGGGGAGAAUGGGGCAAAGCGGCAAGAUUUGGAGAUCAAGCUGGAGCCCACCAGGAGCCAUGUCUCUUUCCAGGAUGUGAUGAAAAAGCUCUUCAGCUCCCACAGGUUUCAGAUUGUGGUUGUCUGCUUGGUCAUCCUCGAUGCCUUGUUGGUCCUUGGGGAAUUGCUCAUGGACUUGAAAAUCAUCCAUCCAGACAAAUACAAUAUAACCCCAAAGGUUUUCCACUACCUCUCCCUCUCCAUUUUAACAAUCUUCCUGGUUGAGGUGGGGCUUAAAGUCUUCGUCUAUCGCCGGGAGUUCUUCCACCACAAGUUCGAGGUGCUGGAUGGGAUCGUCAUCGUUGUGUCGUUCAUCCUCGACAUCGUCCUCAUCUUCCAGGAGCAGGAGUUCGAAGCUGUUGGGCUGCUGAUCCUGCUGCGGCUGUGGCGAGUGGCCAGGAUCAUCAACGGAAUCAUUUUGUCGGUGAAGACCCGCUCCGAACAGCAAGUGUCCAAGCUAAAGCAGGCAAACCUGAAGCUUGCAGUGAAGGUGGAACAACUGGAAAACAGCUGCAUGGAGAAGGAGCAAGAAAUUGAGAGGCUUAACAAGAUAUUAAAACAGCAUGGACUCAGCAGCGAGCAAAAAUAGGUGGUCAGUUUCCUGAGGUGGGGAAUUCUGCCCUGGAGAGUGCAGUCUUGUAAUCUACCAGUCCGACCUGAAAGGUUUUGUUGUCUCUUUGCUUUCUGUUGUAUAAUGUUGUCUAUAAACGUUUACUAUUUGACCAGGUUUUGAUUUAUAUCUUAGGAUUACAAAAUAGUUUUGCUGAAAAAUUAAUCAGGCGUGCUCCCUGUAAACAGUGAUCUCAUAUGACCUUUAUUGUACAGACGUACAGUCAAAGCUGCAAAAUAAUUUAAUAAAGACCCAUCUUUACAAGCUGAACAGCCACAAAAGGGCCACUCAGUUUAAAUUUCUUUUUUUUUUUCCCUUGUGAUAAUGUCCUUCGUUUGCAGUAUCUUGUAGAAACCUGCAGUACAAACAGUGAGAAUCCAGGCUGAGCAGGUCGUUCCUUCUCUCAAUGCUGACCACUCAUCACUAGUACAUCUCUUCUUUGCCAACCAUUCUUCUCAUCCUGUUGGUAGUUUCCUCCUUUCUGUUGCUGCUUUGUGUCACUUUAUUAUUCAUAUAAUGUCUGUUUCAAAAAUACCAACACACCCCUCCUUUAGCUGACAAUCAAAUCAGCACCAAAAUAGAGGCAAACCUGUGCCACCUUACAUCAGAAAAUGCUUUGUUCUCCACAGCAGAUCUGAGCUCUGAUACUGAAUUCUCUCAUCUCCUCUUCCAGUUUAAGUGUUCAUUUGCAGCCCACUGGGCUAUGAAGUUUUUUUGUUUCCACAGCUCAUAAAUCAGCACAUUAAAAGAACUGGAAUAUCUAAGGACAGAUGUAGGUGAGUGGACUGCUGGGAACAGUUUGACUCCAGAAUAGCCAUUAAAGAACAUAUUCUAAAGGACCAGGCUGGUGUUUGGACAUAACCUUUCAGGUACUAGAAAGUCCCUGUGGAGAGGCUGUUUUACACUGAAUAGGGUUCAAUGAGUGGGACUUUGGAAAGGUGCUUGACUGUGGCAGGCAUCUCCAAUUGAUUUGAGCCAGAGGCAGCUGGAAGGGUCAUGGAGCUUUUCUGAAAGUACCACUUAACUGCUCGGAUCGUUAAAGAAAGGUAAUUAAUUAGUGGUUUGGGAAAAAUAGAUAGAAAUAUGGGGCUUAUUCAUCUAUGAAAACAGAUAAAGCAGAGGCCUUAUGUAAUAGCAGG